AUGUUGCAUUUUAUGAUUUGGCUGAUAUUUUUGCUUGAAUUCACAAUUGGAAAUGCUAUUUUUGUUACUGAAAUAUCACGACAUGGUGCACGAGCUCCUACCAAAUUAUAUCCUUUCGAUAUAGCUUUCUGAGACCCGAAUUUGCUUGGAGAGCUCACCCCUACAGGAAUGAGGCAGCAUUAUUUGAUAGGCCACGAAUUCCGGAGAAGAUAUACUCAAGUUACCCCUCUGCUGAGCGAAAUAUAUAACUCAAGUGAAAUAUAUGUUCAAGCCACUUCGUCAGACAGGACAAUCAUGAGUGCUUGAAGCCAGAUGCUUGGCCUUUACCCAUUAGGGACAGGGCCAAACGUAACAUUGCUGAAUACAGCACCUCCUAUGAAUAUUAGCGCCUAUACUGCUUCUAUUCAAAAUGCCUUAGGCAAGGCUGCACUUACAAAUAGUAUGCAAGUUAUUCCAAUUAAUGUUAUACAAGGCCCGAAAGACCACGUUUUGCAUGGCUAUGACUCAGAUUCUUGUGCAAGAAUCUCCCAAAUAAGUGCAACAUUGAAAAAUUCAACAGUAUACCUAAAUAAUCAACAAUACUGGGCUAAUGGUAUAUUAAAAACUAUUUCAGAAGUGCUAGGAGUCAAAAUCUCUACGAUUUCGUCUGCCUCAAACAUACAUACAGCACUUGAAUGUGAUUUAUACAAUGGAAAUCCAUGGAAAACAGGCAUGAAUGAAACACUUUUUGAGCAGCUUGCACAAAUUCAUGGAUUCUCGAAAUUUUAUGUCCCAUUCAGCGACGCUGAAGCUCGAAAUUUAUCAUGCUCAGCUUUUUUCCAGGAAUUAAUAGGAAACAUAAAGCAAGCCUUUAAUGGAGGGGAUUUAAAGUUUGCUUAUUAUUCAGCUCAUGAUACAACUCUUGCUGCGUUUCUCUCCUGCUUAGAUCUUGCUCAAGAUUAUAAUCCGCCAUUUGCAUCAACUUUAGUAUUUGAAGCGUAUCAAAAUGCUACUGUGGGCCUAAUUUACAACGAUGUUUUAUGGCUUUUGAUGGCUUUUAGAAUCCUAUUAAAUUAUAUUUAUCUCAUUAAUCCUGAAGAUAUCUCCGAUUUUCAAAAGUCAUCAGGAGUUUUCAUAUUUUCAACUUCUUUUGAAGCUUCAAAAAAAGAGAGAAAUGCCAUAUAGAAACUGGAGUUGGCAGAGUAUCCCUAUUCAUAGCUAAAAAGAAUUGACACUCUAUAACAGAAAUUCCAAGUUGCUCAAAUAUUUAGUAGUAGCAUUUUUUUUCCAAAUUAAUCUUUUUAAUAUAAUUUCCUGAUUAUUUUAUUUGAUACUUUUCUUUAAAAUAUAAAACUAUUAAUCAUUUACUAAUUUUUAUAGAUAAUAGUUAUUACAAAUAUUUACUGCCCUGUGGAUGAAUUUUAUGAAAUUUUAAAUUCCGCAUAUGUGCCAGAUCUCGAAACUGCCUGUAAGCUUCAAUAA
This is a messenger RNA of Blepharisma stoltei, 1461 nucleotides long. The record is from the annotation of a GenBank genome assembly. NCBI's taxonomy places the organism in Eukaryota, Ciliophora, Heterotrichea, Heterotrichida, Blepharismidae.